UGUAAACGCCACAGCGGCCGGAGAACUCUGCACUGCAGUGUCCAACCAGCGAGCAGCUAGCUAACGUGUCCACCCGGAGAGCUAUGGAUGAAAUGAUGCUACAAGUCAACGGCUGUCAGACUGCCCCCCCCUGCAUGGGCCCAUAAACAUGUCCACAGAUGACAGUAUCUCUGAGGAUGUGUCCAGCUCAGGGGCUUUGAGCCAUUGCCAUGUCAGUGCUGACGGGGAUGGGGGGAAGGAGAGCGAGACCUCUUUGUUGUCCUCCGAGGGGACAUCGGCCUCUGGUCUGGCCGUCUCAGAGGACAGACACUCGGCCUCCCAAACAACAGGAGGCACUGUGGAGAGCAGGCCCGUGUUCAUUACACCAGCAUGCAACAAGAUCAGGAGUCUGUGUCUGAGCACAAAGGAAGCAUUCGAACAAGGGAAGAACCUCCCAUUCAUCAACCCAAGCUCCCUCGAGACCCUUAGGGCUUUGGUUCAGGAGAUCCAGAGCAGUGGAGAGACAGACCCCGAGAUCUGGAAGGAUUGUGAGGGCCGGUGGCUGCAUCUAUUUCAGCUGGUUGAGAAGCAAUACCAAGAGCAGAUACUCGCACAGCAGGAACAAUACCAGUGCCAAAUACAGUUGAUUCAGGAUGAAAUUAAGGCUCUGGUCCAGCUCCAGAACCGCCAGGCCACUGUCCAUCCACAAACAGAGCUCUCUCCAACUCUCGUGACCAAAACUGCUACUGACACAAAGGACUACAUUUUCAUCUCCAGUGACCACACAGUCACCAAAAACGUGCCCAGUGACAAUGACAGACUGGCAGCCCCUGCCCAUACUCCUUUUAGCUCCCCUUCACCUCCUCUGCACAGAUCAGAAACCGCCAACCAGGGGGAGGAGCGGGCAACUACAAUGCUCAGCAGUGGAUAUGGGACUCUGUCUGCCUGGGAACCAUGUCGGGAACCUGCUGGGUCUCCAGGGGAUGAUGAGGAUGGCAGUCAAGGGAGGGAGAAGCAUCAGUGGUCCUUUAACUUCCAGGAAGCCACAGAGACAACUGCGAUUGGGUGCCAGGAGGACCUUCCUGAUGAGAAACGUCUUGGAGUGAAGGAACUGCAUGGAUUAGUCUACCGGCCAAGAAUCUCUGACACCAGCCAAUCUUUGACCUCCUGGGCCCAGAGACAGAAACUCAGGCCCAAGAAAAGCAAAGCAGGACAAGCUUCAUGCCAAAUCCCACAGUACCAGGAGCAGCCAUGCAGCUCCAGAGAAGCCAACGGACAAAACCCCCUGGAGAGCACAGACUCCCAGGACCAGCAUCGACCGACUGGGCCGUCGUCCAGCACUUUUCCCCUGAGGAGGAGUGACAGCCUGAUGUCUGAAGCAUCAGGCCUCACUUACUGGCGUCUGCAUGAGAGUGACCUGUAUCGGCCGUUACCCGACAGCUUUGAAAGCAACGCUUACCUCCUUCUGCAAGAGGCAUCCGUGAAUCUUACUCCACCUCAGGAUCGAGGGCUGUCACUCAGAGAGAUCUAUCAGAACAAGCAAAGAACAGACUGGGAAGGUUCUGUUAUGUCGAGUCCUUCGUCACCACAGGUGUUGACGUUGGACCCAGCAGCGAACACGCGGCAGUCAGAAUGCACAUCUGGCUUCACGUCACCAUCUCAUUUCAGCAGCCCUUCAUUUGCCACUCAGCCCCACAUCAACCCCAGAGUCAGGACCCCUGUGUCCCCUGACAGCAUGGUGGAGUGUAGCCACAACCCUGGAGAUACAGACUGUAUCUCUGAAUCCUCCAGUGUUUCAGUUGCCGGACCUCCUUUCUCCAAAACACAAAGCAUGUGGGGCAACGCAUCCCAGGCAGUCCUGUCUACCUCCAAGGAUAAGACCAACCAGCAACGCAGAGCCAGUGCUCCUUUAGCCAGCGAGGAAGAGGGCAGAGACACCCACACCAGCACCCUGAAGCCCUGUUCAGCCCUUGGUGCUAAUCUGCGGCCUGCAGCCAGUCCACACAUGGAGAGAGCUUCAUCACUAGAGGAUCCUGUUGUCCUUUCUCUCCUGCGACAGAACCUGAGAGAGAAGCACUCUCGACAUGUGGCGGAUCUCAAAGCAUAUUAUGAGUCUGAGAUCCAAGUCCUGAGAGACAAACUCAAACUCAGAGAUCUGCCCCAGGAUUUAGAGAAGAGCAACCAGGCGCUCACAGAGAGGUGCAAGCAUCUAGAAAAAGCUCUGGCUGAGGCCAUCAGUCGUAUUAAAGAACUAGAGGCAACAAACAGCUCGCUGGAGAAAAAACUGGCAGAUUGGCCAGAGCGGUAUGCAGUCGCGGUUGCUACUGUGAAAUCUCUGCAGCAGCGACUAGAAGAAAGUAAACGCUCAGUCAAAGAGAAGGACUCCCUGGCAGCACAUUUGAAGUCUCGCGUACAGCAGCUGGAGGAGGCAGCACAGAAAUCCCGCAGAGAGGCAGAUGAGAAGGAGGCCAGGAGGGCGAGAGAGUACAACAUGCUGCAGGAUCUGCUCAGAGAAUAUGACUCUCUGAUGAAGGACCACGAGGGAGCCAAGAUCAAGAUGGUGUCAGCAGAGAACAAGCUUGUUGACGCCAAUGAUCAGAUAUCUGAACUGAAGAGAUUAAUCUCCAAACUGGAGUCUCAGGUGAAGCAGCUGGAGCAUGAGAACCAGUCCAGGGCCCGUUAUGCAUCUCACACAAAUGCACAACCUUCCGGGGCUGGCCUUUUCCACCAUCCUGACCUGCUGCUUUCACCCAGUAAAAGCAACAAAGAACCAGACAUCACCAGUAGAAAGUCACCUUGUCGUCUAUCCGACCAGCUGAACAGCGGCAGAAAAUCCCAGAUCUCUCAAACAAACCAAUCAACUAUCCGCAAGAAGUCGGCAUACACAUUACAUGAUCAAUCAUCUGGACCUGAUAGCUCUGUGGACACCCCCUCAGUUGAUGGCAGCUGGAGGUGUGGAUCUCCUCCAGAGUGUGAACAGUCUCUGCCUCAGACCAAACACCAGGAGCAGAGCCAGCGGGAGACCAGUUGGAUACAGACAUCCUGUGCCCUGACGCCCAUGAUGAGGGCCCUGAUAGAGCUGGAGGAGACCAGAGCCACAGAGAGCCGAGCCCCCUGGGUUGGUAGUCAGAAGACCAGUGUGGGUUUUGUCGAGCGGCGACACAAAGAGCACAUUCAGGAGCGAGUUGGGCUUCAGGCAGACAGAGAAGUGGUUAAACCUGGAGGAGCUGUGGUUGAAGCUGAGGGAGGAGGAGGAGCAGCAAGAAGCCACAGUGGAGCAGAAAGAGCAGCAGCUCUGCUGAGGGCUCAGAGGAGUCUGUCUCCAGAGGGCCACAGAUCCUCCUCACUGCCUCCUCCAGCACAGAGAAAUAUACCCCCAACUACACCAACAAAGAGAGAAACUUUACUCCAGCCCCUGUCUGCCAAGUCCAGCCCUAAACGCUGCCCCUCUGAGAACUACUCCACAGCUUUUGGUCACAUGAUGCCAAGAGAGCAACACCUGCACAACAGGUUAAAUGGCCAAGUUGAGCAGAGACGUCAUUCAUUCCACAGCAGCAGUCCCAGAAAGAGACUCCAGUUUACCUCCACGGACAGAAAAGAUGACCUUCGCCAGCCAGAUUCCUCUGGCAGCAUGAACCCACCGAAUGGAAACUCCCAGCUGGGCUGGGAGGAGCAGGGGGCCUGCGGUGGGUCUGACCUGCGCGACUCCUGCGAGGACUCAGCCCCACUCCUGGACAAACUCAGCUCGCUGGUUGAGGCCGAGAAACUGUUUGACGAGCUGACGCAGGAGAAGCUACAGGUGAACGUCUUAUCUGUGGGGGGCACACGAUCGCCUUCCACUUCCAAUUCAUUUUUGCUUUACUGUCGUCCUCAGGUGGCCUUAGAGAAUCGCCUGGAGAGAGUGAAUCGUGAGCUGGGAUCCCUCCGCAUGACUCUGAAGAGAUUCAACAUCCUCCGCUCCUCUGCCAACAUAUAGCAAUGUCUGUCUUUUUACAUCGAGAUGCUACUAAGUAUCUUGGUUUUAUACACAGCACCGAUUGUCCUUCAGUCUCUUUCUGUGCCAUAACCCCCCAACUGUACAGUAACUCCACAGCACCAUUUUUAUAUGUAUGAAUUAUUACUCUGGGAUAUUUUUUAAUAUGUUGGAAAGAUAUUUCAAAGUCUAUUUUUAGUAAUACACAGAUUUGUAAAGUCAUUUACUUUUUUUAGUCACAGAAAUAAUAAUAUGAUACAUUUUAAUUGCCUAUAUAGGUGUAGAUUUUUAAAUCAGCUGAGCUUCAGAAUUCGUGUAUCCUUCGUUCAAGGUCUAAGUUAACGAGUCAGUAACUUCCGGGUCACACAAAUCAUACAAAUAAAAUAUCAAAAUCAAGUCCGGCCUGUGACCCGUUUUUUCAUUUCCUGUUUUUGAUCUGAGCAAAAAAUCCAAACUCCGAAAAAGAAACCGCUAUUUAGUUUUUUGGUAUCAAAUACGUAAAAUAAUGACUUGGUCUUUAAAUUUUUGCGAUUUUGGUUUUCUAAUUGAAUAUGAAAAGAAUGAAUGAAACACGGAUUCUUAAGUGUAAAUGUGAGCAAUUAUAAACUUCCCUGCACAGACAUCCUUCCACUCGGGAAAUAUCGCUGCCAUUUUUAUUCUUGUGUUCAUCAACAUUUUGAAUGUUAAUCCAUGGCACAAAAUGUAUUUAUUUCAUGUUUUUAUACUUAAUAGAUUUUAUGUAUUUCAUUAUUUUGCUUUUUUAAAUUUGUUUUGGACCAAAUGAUCAAACUUGAAGGAAAUAUUUGUUUACUUGAAUCUAAUUGCCUUUUUUUUCCUUUGUUUCAUUUCCAUGACUGCUUUUGCUUCAUAUAUAAAAUUAGCUACAGGACUGGAGAACAGUCACAUUUUCAGUACACACACACACACACACACACACACACACACACA
Molecule: messenger RNA, 4900 nt
Organism: Paralichthys olivaceus (Japanese flounder)
Lineage: Eukaryota; Metazoa; Chordata; Actinopteri; Pleuronectiformes; Paralichthyidae
Source: RefSeq, a predicted model, not a curated record